This is a messenger RNA of Trichomonas vaginalis G3, 683 nucleotides long. RefSeq lists its product as uncharacterized. Lineage: Eukaryota; Parabasalia; Trichomonadida; Trichomonadidae. The transcript has a single exon. The record is from RefSeq and is a predicted model, not a curated record. The annotation marks the transcript as partial.
AUGCUUUCAAUAGAAAAAGAAAAUUCAAGAGUUGCUACAACUAAACCAUUAGAUGAACUUUUUACUAAUAUCGGUCAAAAGUUUGAGACAGAGACCGUAAAGCAUGAAGGCUAUCGUUUUGACUACCCAUUAAGAUGGUUAAGAGACCCAUCCGUCACAAAAGCUAUUGGCUUUCGUAGAAUGAAGUUCAUUUCAGAAGCCAUACAUGGUUUCCCAUUUACGGUCGGUUUUGAAGUUCGAUACUAUAACAAAGAAAAACGUAUGUAUGAGAAAUUUGAACAGGGAAAACUUUUACAAGUGAAUUUGCUUGUAAACUUAGAAACAACUCUUCAAGCUUUUCAAGAAAAAAUAAACGACAUCUAUAUCGAAUAUGCAAACCAGUAUAACAUUGACGAGGGAGAGUACCAUCUCGAUAUUAUUUAUGACAGGAAAAAUGCAACUGUUAAAAUCAAUAGAAUAGAAGACCUUGGAGAAAACGUUUAUAUUUCUACAAAAUAUAACAACUUGGCAUGGUAUAGAUUUAUGAGGAUGUUAAAUCAGCCUGCAGAAUAUCCAGUACACCCGGACUUUUAUGAAGUCGAAAACCCUAAUGGAACAUAUGAAAAUGUUUUCGACCAAGAUGCUGUGAUAGUUCAUGCUUCAUUUUCUGGUGCACAAAACUCUUUUUUAUGCUUGGCAAAUGA